UCGAUUUUUUUUCGACUUCCCUACGACAAAAACCCGUCAACUCAUAGUGGUUUUUUGCGUGAAAUUAGCAUUGAAAAAUAGUUGGGCGUCUAUUUUAUUGCAUUUAAACAAAUUUUUGCGACCAAGAAUUUUCACAAUGGGUGAUGAUUACGAGCCAAUGGAGCCCAGCCUGCGCAAUAUCGUCGAGCAGACAUCACUUAAAUGGAUCUUUGUAGGUGGAAAAGGAGGUGUGGGUAAGACGACAUGCAGCUGCAGCCUUGCGGUGCAAAUGUCCAAAGUUCGUGAGUCAGUGCUUAUUAUUUCCACAGAUCCAGCGCACAACAUAUCGGAUGCAUUUGAUCAAAAGUUUACAAAGGUGCCAACAAAGGUCAAUGGCUUCACAAAUUUGUAUGCAAUGGAAAUUGAUCCCAAUGCUGGGCUUAACGAGUUGCCGGAUGAAUAUUUUGAAACCGAAAAUGAAGGACUACAUUUGAGCAAAGGUGUACUACAUGAAGUGGUCAAUGCGCUGCCAGGCAUAGAUGAAGCAAUGAGUUAUGCAGAAGUAAUGAAACUAGUAAAGGCAAUGAACUUUUCGGUAGUCAUAUUUGACACAGCGCCGACAGGGCACACAUUACGCCUGCUUUCCUUCCCGCAGGUCGUUGAGAAGGGUUUAGGAAAACUACUGAGGUUGAAAAUGAAGAUAGCGCCUUUCAUUUCACAAUUCGGUAGUAUACUAGGCAUGACAGACUUUAAUGCCGACUCGCUAACGCAAAAGCUGGAUGAAAUGCUAAAAAUCAUAAGACAAGUGAACGAGCAGUUUAGAAAUCCAGACCAGGCAACCUUCGUUUGUGUUUGUAUCGCUGAAUUCCUAUCACUGUACGAAACCGAACGUCUUGUGCAGGAGUUGACCAAAUGCGGCAUAGAUACUCACAAUAUCAUAGUCAAUCAACUGCUAUUUAAGAAACAAAACCAGGAGCCAUGCGCCAUGUGCGCGUCACGGUACAAGAUACAAGAAAAAUACCUGGAUCAAAUUGCUGACCUUUAUGAAGAUUUCCACGUCACGAAAUUACCACUGCUCGAGAAGGAAGUGCGUGGUGUUGAAAAUAUUAAAAAUUUUGCUGAAAACUUAAUAAAACCAUAUACUCCUAAUUGAUUUUAAGAUAAUCAGAAAUAUGUGUAUAUUAGCACUGUAGCAACGAAGUUUUGGUUUUAAACACAUCUUACGUAUAACUGCUAGUCGAUUAUACAAAAUGUUUGCAAAAAUCACAACUGUAUUCCAAACCGUAUACUUUGAUAUAUCUCAAUAAUUAAAUUGAAGUCAUAGCUAAAAAAAGUUAACUCAAUUUGUAAGGUAUGUAUUUAAAAUAAAGCUACAUUUACUUUUACAUUGUC
Messenger RNA from Rhagoletis zephyria (snowberry fruit fly), 1371 nucleotides. RefSeq names its product ATPase ASNA1 homolog. The record is from RefSeq and is a predicted model, not a curated record. NCBI's taxonomy places the organism in Eukaryota, Metazoa, Arthropoda, Insecta, Diptera, Tephritidae. Gene Ontology annotation, molecular function: ATP hydrolysis activity; ATP binding. Gene Ontology annotation, biological process: tail-anchored membrane protein insertion into ER membrane. Gene Ontology annotation, cellular component: GET complex.